This is a messenger RNA of Helicoverpa zea (corn earworm), 828 nucleotides long. RefSeq names its product histidine-rich glycoprotein-like. The transcript has a single exon. The coding region runs from base 31 to 762 and encodes 243 amino acids. NCBI's taxonomy places the organism in Eukaryota, Metazoa, Arthropoda, Insecta, Lepidoptera, Noctuidae. The record is from RefSeq and is a predicted model, not a curated record.
AUCAUUCAGCAACAACUUGUCUAAUCCAACAUGAGAAGAAGCCUUCUUGUGGCAUUUGGGCUUCUGGCCAUCGCCGCCGUCAGCUCGGCCAGGGAGAUCCGAGAGAAGCGGUCGGCCGACCUCGAGGCGGCCGCGUCCGGCCACCACUGGGACAAGGGCGGCGGCCACGAGCACCACGGCCACCACCACCACGACCACGGCGGCGAGCACCACAAGGGACACAAGGGCCACCACGAGCACCACCACGGCAAGCACGGCCACCACCACCACGAGGGACACAAGGGACACCACGGCGAACACGGCGGACACAAGAAGCACCACCACCACGACGACGGCUACCACCACCACCACCACCACGGCGAGAAGGGCGACCACGGCCACGGCCACGAGGAGCACGGCCACUGGCACAAGGGACACGACACCAAGGGACACCACGGCGUCGAGAAGCACGACGAGUUCAAGAAGGACAAGCACUUCCACGACCACCACGGCGAGAAGGGCUUCCAUGAGCACCACGGCGGCCACCACCACGAGGGCGGCUACAAGAAGGGCGGCCACUUCCACAAGGGCCACAAGCACGGCGGACACCACGAGCACCACCACGGCAAGAAGGGACACCACGAGCACGGCGGCCACCACCACCACCACAAGGGACACCACGGCGAGGGCGGGCACCACGAGCACCACGAGCACCAUCACGACCAUGACCACAAGGGCGGCCAUGAGGACCACAAGCAUUGGGGACACAAGAAGGGGCACUAAGCUCUUGCUGAAUGUACCUGAACUGAUUAUUGUUGAUGUUAUGUUGUUAACGAAUGUUUUUGUUAU